Molecule: messenger RNA, 7296 nt
Organism: Poecilia reticulata (guppy)
Lineage: Eukaryota; Metazoa; Chordata; Actinopteri; Cyprinodontiformes; Poeciliidae
Source: RefSeq, a predicted model, not a curated record
AUGUCGGAAAAGCCAGACGACAAAAUGGUGAAGUUCCUAGCCCCCCCUCAGAGAAGUGGAAAUGGCCCCAGCUCUGGUUCAGAUUCYAUGAUGGGUGAUUCCCGGCCAGUGGAAGUGAGACGUCGACAUCACACCAUGGAGCGAGACCGAUGUAAUGCUGAACACCGUUUUUUACGUCGAAGUGUCAUCAGUGAUUCCAAUGCCACGGCACUCGCCCUUCCUUUACCCAGCAAAAUCCCCAUCCCAUUACCUCCACAAGUACAGCCGCAGGAAUUGGUCCCUCCGGAGCACAAGGCUGCUACUCCCUUACUGAAGGCUGAACCCAGAAGUGAUCAAAGUGAGAAGUCUGCUGAUAACAGUAGAGAAAAUCAACAGGGGAAAGAUAAUGAGAUURCCAAGGUAGACGCUUUGUCUUUGGGACAACAGUCUGCUGUUGUGCGAGACAUUAGAGAUGCAGAGAUGUUGAUCGAAGCUCGCACUGCGCCAUGUUUGGAGGCASAUUUGCCAAGUCACAGAGAAUCUGAGAGCGUCAUUGAGGUGAAGGUUUCUCCUGAGAAUGAGGGGGAGGAGGAGGAUAAGGACUCUGCCAGGGCACGAGCCGAGGCAGAGCAAAGAGAAGCUGAGAAAAGGGUCCAGGAUGACAUCGAGGAGGCAGAAACCAAAGCAGUGGGAACAUCACCGGACGGACGGUUCCUGAAGUUUGAUAUAGAAAUCGGACGUGGUUCUUUCAAGACGGUCUACAAAGGCUUGGACACUGAAACCACGGUGGAGGUGGCAUGGUGUGAGCUGCAGGACCGUAAGCUGUCGAAGACAGAGCGGCAGCGCUUUAAGGAGGAAGCGGGGAUGUUAAAGGGACUACAACAUCCCAACAUUGUUCGCUUUUAUGACUCCUGGGAGGGACCUUCCAAAGGAAAGAAGUGCAUUGUUCUCGUUACAGAACUGAUGACCUCUGGUACACUCAAAACAUAUCUGAAGCGGUUCAAGGUGAUGAAAAUCAAAGUGCUGCGCAGCUGGUGUCGACAGAUCCUCAAAGGACUCCACUUCCUUCACACUCGGGCCCCGCCGAUCAUCCACAGAGACCUCAAAUGUGACAACAUCUUCAUCACAGGCCCAACGGGAUCUGUUAAGAUCGGAGACCUGGGACUGGCCACCCUGAAGCGCGCGUCCUUCGCCAAGAGUGUUAUAGGUACCCCUGAGUUCAUGGCGCCUGAGAUGUAUGAGGAGAAGUACGACGAGUCAGUGGAUGUUUAUGCCUUUGGAAUGUGCAUGUUGGAGAUGGCCACCUCCGAGUACCCGUACUCAGAGUGCCAGAACGCUGCACAGAUCUACCGCAGAGUUACCAGCGGGGUGAAACCGGGCAGCUUCGACAAGGUGGCCAUUCCUGAGGUGAAGGAAAUCAUUGAGGGUUGCAUACGUCAGAACAAAGAUGAGAGGUACUCCAUCAAAGAUCUCCUAAACCAUGCCUUCUUCCAAGAGGAUACAGGCGUACGUGUGGAGUUGGCUGAAGAGGAUGAUGGGGAGAUGGAGGCAAUCAAGCUGUGGCUGAGAAUUGAGGAUAUAAAGAAGCUGAAGGGGAAGUACAAAGACAACGAAGCUAUAGAGUUUUCUUUUGACCUCAACAAAGAUGUCCCAGAAGAUGUGGCUCAGGAAAUGGUUGAAUCUGGUUAUGUUUGUGAAGGAGACCAUAAGACCAUUGCAAAGGCCAUAAAGGACAGGGUGUCUCUAAUCUCUCGCAAGAGGGCGCAGAGGCAGCAGGUCAGAGAAGAUCAAGAGAAGAAACGGCUUGAAGAGGAAGUGCAGAGUCACUCUUUGCCGCCACAACAGCAAGUAGGCCAGCAGUCGGGUCUGGAGGUGUCUCAGUCACAGCCGGUGCCACAGCCUGCAGCCUAUGUUGCGCCCCAGCCUACCCAGCACAGCACACAGAUUAGCGGCCAACCAGCAUCGCAGCAGAGUAUUCAGAGCUCGAACUACGGUACUGCUCAGUCGACGAAUGUCACCGGGAUGUCCCAGGGGGUUCCCCAGCCAGUUUAUAUUCCCCAGUCGAGUGGACAAGUCCAAGUUCCCAUUCAGGGACAGAGUGUUAGUGGCAUCCAGCCAGAGUCUGAAGAGUCUGAGUCGGACCAACAUCUACAACAGACUGCAGGAGCUCGGGACCUGGCGGACAGAUUACCUGGUUCCUCCGCCCUUCCUGAGGCCCUGCCUCCUCAGCCUAAAGUACCCUACACUUCUCCAAAUCAGCAUCUUCAGCCGCAGGCGUCAUGUUCACAGAUGCAAAAUGAAUCGAUGUCAACGGUGCAAGCCGGUCAGCCUGAAGUGGUUCCUAGUGCGCCCACCAACUCGUUGGCUUCAGUGACGCCUCCACAGUACGGAGUUUACUACCAACCAUCGCCUCCCCCUCAGCCACAGUUGGAGAGCAGCAGCACAGUGGCCCAAACUCCGAGUGGAGCUCAGCAGCCGCAGCCUUGGGGGAAUGAUCCAAGUCCUCCUAUCAUGUCUCCACCAAUCAACGCAGAGCACCUAUACUUCCUCUAUCAGGCUUCAUGCCUCUCUGUUUUGCAGGGUUCUGUGAGUCUUCCUCUCUCAGCACCAGUAGAACAACCUGCGAAUUCUUCUGCUUUAGUGCCGCCAUCUGGUGACAGCUGCCUGUCAGAUGCAGCUUCAGGUCUAAGUGACGGUAACGAUGGCGGUUCUACGUCUGGGGGUCGCCACGAGGGCCGCACCAUGAAGCGUCACCAGCGGCGAUCCGUCCGCAGCCGCUCUCGCCAUGAGAAGACCGGAAAGGCCAAGCUAAAUGUUCUCAGUAUUUCUAAUGUGGGAGAUCGAGUCGCAGAGUGCCAACUGGAAACUCACAACAGGAAGAUGGUGACCUUCAGAUUUGAUCUAGAUGGGGAUAACCCUGAGGAAAUCGCACACAUAAUGGUUGAAAGCGAGUUCAUCUUGGAGAAUGAGCGCGAGUCGUUCAUCGAGCAGGUCCGGGAGGUCAUAGAAAUGGCCGACGAGAAGGGAGAGAGCAUUAAAGAUGGCUUCCCACAGAUGAGCCAUCAACAAAAACCUGAGCUGACUGUUCCCAUGGUACCAGGCAUCUCCCCCAGCACCACUACUCAGGUGGUUCAUUCAACAGGACGGAGGUUCAUAGUGAGCCCGGUCCCAGAGUCGCGUCUGAAAGAUCAGUUCUUUGGAGCUUCGUCUGCUAAUACAUCCGUCGGAGACGACCUUUGCUCUGCUCCUUUGGGCCUCUCGCUGUCUGCUCCGUCUGGGGUUCUUCAGAACGCGUUCAGUCAACUCAGACAGGCUCGAUUGGACAGAAGCAGCACCCUCGACUCGGCUCCGACCGAUAAAGAGUCGGCCCCUGCUCUGUCCUCCGAUGUCUCUAACAAAACCCAGUCCCCUGCUGAAGSUGCGGCUCCCGCCGCCACCGUUCCCGUCACGUCAGCGUCUUCACCUCCUCACUCAACAGGAAGAGUGUCGCCGUUACCAACACCCGCUCCAUCCCAGACUGUGAACAACGACUCGAGUCCAUCGCCGCAGUCUUCCCAUGAGACGGCUCACCCACAGCAUCCGCCAUCGACCAGCAUCCCGACUUCGUCCUCGACGGUUUCUCCUCCAUCCACCCAGACGUCCAUACCUGCGGUACCCGGGUCACAGCCAGGCAAUAUGGCUGCCRGCGGAGCGUCCGCCCCCGUUUCAGAGCGGCAGACCUUUAAUAGUGCUGUUACAUCCAUCCAUUCUCAGCACCCGCCUGCCACGACGGUACCCAGCCAGAGCCAGGCCCAGCCACACCCAACGGAGCCUGAGGGAGCCGAGGUGCAGUCUAAGACGGCCGGCAGGGAUGACAUCCUAACCCUCGAUAUGAAGCUCCGUUCGCUCUUCAAGGACCAGCUCUCCGCCUCCUCGGUGUCGGUGGAUCACGGUUCAGGCACAGGGACUUCCUCUCCUCCCACCGGAACUUCCUCUCCUCCUCCUGGAGCCGCCCUSGUUCCUCCGUCGAACCUUCCCCUCGCUUCAGGCGCACAAAGUGUUCAGGGCUCGACCACACCAGGAGGGUCGGSUCAGCCCCCUCCAUCGAAGCUCCGGGCUCAGACUUUACCUACUGAUCUUGAGAAAGCUGCUACACCUCCAUCUGAACCUGUACACCCGUUUCCUGGACCAAACCAGUCACUGCAGGGGAGUUUAGAUACUCAGAUAGUGAGAGCUCCAAGUCCUGAAACCGCUCAGGGAGGCGACGACGUCCAGCCUCCGGAGGCCGGUUUCACUCUGGGACGCUUUAAAGUCUCUGUCGCAGCCGACAGUGCUCCCGAUCCGUCCACCAUUGUGUCUUCUUCGUCCCUCACACCAUCCUCUACUUCCUCGUCGUCCUCAUCCUCGUCGUCCUCGGCGCCUUCAAGCCCAGACAACACACUCCACCAGUCGUCCCCUCUGCCGAAAGGCCCCAGUGAGGCCGAYGGAGCCUCAGAGAUCUCUAAUGACUCUGCCAUUCAGAGCACCAACGUCGGACGCUUCCAGGUGACCAAAAGCAGCGAAGCCUCGUCCGAAACGAGUGCCGCCUCGAAAGUGGGACGAUUUUUAGUCACAGUGACGCCAGCUCCAGUAGCAAACUCCAGCUCACAACAUGGCAGCGGUUUGCCGAACGGACCGUCUUCAUCGACCUCUGACCCUCCAAACCCACAGCUCCAUGAAACCAGUGASGGGGACUCUGAAACGGAGGACGAAGCCCUUCAGAAAGAAAUCAGUCGCCUCAGAGAAAAACACAUGAAGGAGAUUCAGCUCCUCCAAAGUCGUCAGAAAGAGGAAAUAGAGGCRCUGUACUCCAAAAUGGGGAAAGCUCCGCCUCCGUCUGUCGUCUCCCCUGCUGUGGCUCUGGGCGGAGGACGACGAAGACGCAAAAGCCACAGAUCUCGCAGCAGCGGACAGCCCAGCCCCAGUCAUUCAGGUCAGAGUCACGGGUCAGAGUCGCCUCUGAAGCAGAGUUUACCGUCUGCAACCGGAGCUGCAGACGGAGCCGCUAGCUCAUCUGUACAACCACUCACAUCGUCUCCAUCGCUGCCGAGCCUCAGUAGUUCUUCCACUGGAUCAAGUGGAACCAGCUCCUCCAAUGGGUCGAGCCUCGGCCAGAACAACUCCAACUCUCUGUCCCAAAUGGGUGGAGCGGCUCCGUCCGCAUCGCAGACCCAGAAGACCAAGAGCACCUUUUCUGAUGACAUGCACCAGCUGGUGGAUAACUUUGCCAGAGACGCCAAGAAAGGGCCCAAGACCGGAUCCUCGGCAACUCUGGGGCUGGAUAUCAUCCCUCCAGCGAAUAUGGGSCGUAAAUUUUCGGCRCCGGGACAGCUGGGUCCGACCCAUCACGCAACCUCCAACUGCACAACCACCACCAGCACCCACCUGCCCAACCCGGCCAAUCCCGCAGCUCCUCUGGUGCCGAGGAAAGGCUCCCUGGGGCCAGUCACCCAGGGUUUCGGCUAUGCUCCACCCUCCUUCAGUGCUUCUGCGUGGGCCGGACCCACAGGCAGCUGCCAGGUCGGCAUGCACACCCCCUCUCAGCCACUAAAGCAGUACCAGCCCCCCACCACUGGCUCGGUGUCCAUGCACCAGGGCUACCACUURGGAACAGGUCAGACCAGCCAGGCCACGGUCAGCCACGGAGGGACCAGUCCAAGGCCUACGUAGCCCAGUGCGGGCCCUGCGCCAGGCUGAGACAAAGGGCCAAACAGAGCAGAGAGGUCAGAGGUCAGAGGUCAGGCAGUCGUUGACCCAAGAACCACAGCCUCUCUUUGCAUUUUGCUGGUUAGCUGGCUUUGUAUUGUUUUUUUUGUUUUUUAAUUUCAUCUUUUUAACAUUGUGUAUUAUUUCUGUUGAAGAGUUGACCGGUGUGGUUCGAGUCCUCUCAGGUAGAUUUCAGUCUGUCUGACAACUGGUGGGAGAGUGCAAUACACCUCCACAGCACAAAGCGCGUCUCUCUUAGCCUGCCGUUAGCUGUGGAAGCAAGCUGUGAUGAGUCAGGCGGCGGUAUCCGCAGAAGCACCGCACACCGAAGGCGUAACCAAAAGCAGCCACAGGUGUCUUGAAAGCAAGAUGCUGCAACAUCGUCAUUCCUUUAGGAGGGACUGGGAUGCUCAUCCUUAUUGAUCUGGACUUUAGAACGAGCUGGGACUGAAGAACGGUGGAGCCGGUCCACAAGGUAGUGGGGAGUAAAGUCGUUUGGCAAGUGGGGAGGAGAGUGUGAGUGUACAGAAAGUGUGAAAUGAGAAGUGGAGUGACUCUGUAGGGUUAGAGGAAGGACUUGGUAAGUCAGGGAAGAGAAGUGACAGGGCUGCAGUACGGAUAGAUCCCAGAGACUACUGAGUAAAAUGCAAUAAUGGUGAAGUAGAUACAGUCCCUUAUAACCGUGGCCUUAAUCCCCAAACACAUCGAAACAUUGACCUUGUACAUAGAGAUCAGUCCAUAGGGUUAUGAUUCUAUAUUUGACAUAUUCCUGUCUGUCUUUGUGGUUUGAGUUUUCGAUCAUCCAGAUUCACCUGUGAGAACAUCGUCCUGGCGUUGAUCACCAGUAGUUUAACUGACAAGGCGGCGGCYGCAGGAGUUAACCCCACCCAAACAUCAAAUCCCUUCUUUGACUUCAGCCGAGUUAUGAAUUGCUGAUAACACGCAUAUCAUAUCCAAAUGAAUAUUAUCGGGAUAGUAUUUAAAGAAGUUUUCUGUUGUGUGGACAGGCGGCGCAAAGUACACAAAUACAUGGGUUUACCGCAAAGUCGUGUCCCACAAGAUAUUUGUACCCAUAACAUUUAACUGUGACCUCUCACAUCCCAAAGUGUCUGGGUUUUUUGUUUUUUUUCUCUGUGAUCUGUUUUUGUAAGCGUAUAUUUAAUACAACAAACGUUCUUUAUGGACCUGUAUUCAGCCAUCAGAUUUUGAUGUUGUUUCACUGUAAUUAUUAUUAAAAGGUUGUUAAACAACAUGUAAAGAAAUAUUAAAAAGUGCAAUUGCAGGGUGGUUGCAGUUAAUAUCGUUCUCACCGCGCAGGAGUGAACCUGCUGUUUUAUUAAGCUCUUCUAAGACUGCCCUGCACCCAUUUUCUAUUUUUUGUUGUCGUUCUUGUAAAUAUGCUAAAGUGAGGCUUUCACAUAAUACUCCGUCAUCACCACUCUUAAUGCACAUGCACUCUAAGCCGUAAACACGAGGAACACUUUAGUGCCUUGCAUCCUCACUAAUGAUCGGUUCCAGAUUCAUCCAGCCCCCUGCAGCUUAAACCAGUACGAAAAGUUAAGCCACUCGACACGGUCGGUUCAGAGCAUGCAA